GUAUGUUAUAAGGAUCCAGAUCUUUGAAGGUAUUUAAAAAAUGCUUGCAUAGAUUAAUAAUUAAUUAUGGCUGAUACAGCAAUCAAAACUAGUGAAGAAAAGAAGGAAUACUUCGACACUGAAGAAGAACUUGAAGAGAAGAUAGACAAGCUUGCAACCUGGAUACUCUCCUCUGAGCAUUUCAUCUCAUUCACAGGAGCUGGAAUAAGCACCGCUUGUGGCAUCCCUGAUUUUAGAAGUGGAAUGGAUACUGUCCUCCCCACAGGUCCUGGCUGCUGGGAGCUUGCAGCAAAUAAGAAGAAGAAAAAGCCAGUCAAGCCUAAGAAGGGUGCCAGUGUCUCAAUGCACAAGGCCUAUCCUUCCAAGACUCAUAUGGCCUUCGUUUCUAUGAUAGAAUCAGGAUUGAUGAAAUUUUUAAUUUCUCAGAAUGUUGACGGAUUACACAGAAAAAGUGGAGUUCCUGCUGAAAAAAUCUCUGAGCUUCAUGGUAACACUAAUCUCGAGAAAUGCAAGGAUUGUGGUAAACAGUACCUCAGAGACUUCAGAGUAAGGAACGCUAAGAAGGCUAAGGCUCACAAGACGGGUCGACUAUGUGAUGAUCCUAGUUGCAGAGGUCCUCUCAGAGAUAGUAUCAUUAACUUCGGAGAAAACUUGCCAGAAGAAGAUCUUAACAAUGCCUUCAACCACGCUGAAUGUGCUGACAUAUGUCUCAGUAUGGGCUCAAGCUUAAGAGUUACUCCUGCAGCUGACAUCCCUCUCAGAGUUGCUGAAAACGGAGGAAAACUUGUAAUUGUAAACUUACAAAGAACUCCACUUGAUGAACAUGCAGCUCUGAAUAUCCAUGCUAAAUGUGAUGAUGUGAUCGAAAGAUUAAUGGAAAAGCUUACCAUAGAGAUCCCGAAAUGGAAAAUUAACCGCUUUGUAGAAGUAUGCUGCAAGGACAAGAAAGUGACUGUUAGUGGUAGAGACGAGCAGCAUAAUUACUACAGUCUGUUUCCUAAGGUUGAGAUGAAAAACGGAAGGGAUCUAAAAAGUUUGAAGACAUCUAUAAAGGAGCCUCAUAAUUUCCCCCUAACCGAACAUUCACCCUCAGAGCUUAAAAUAAAGCUCUACUUCCAAGGUCAUUAUGGCGAGAAACCACUAAUUCUGACCUUUGACCGAGAAGAAUCUGAUACCAAAUUGUUCAAAAUAGUUUUCGAUCCUUUCGUUGGCGAAUGGGAACCUGCAGAAUCUCUAUUCUAAUUUUAUUAUCUUCACCGUUCAA
This is a messenger RNA of Moneuplotes crassus, 1264 nucleotides long. Lineage: Eukaryota; Ciliophora; Spirotrichea; Euplotida; Euplotidae. The record is from the annotation of a GenBank genome assembly.